This is a messenger RNA of Lactuca sativa (garden lettuce), 987 nucleotides long. RefSeq lists its product as uncharacterized. Lineage: Eukaryota; Viridiplantae; Streptophyta; Magnoliopsida; Asterales; Asteraceae. The record is from RefSeq and is a predicted model, not a curated record.
AUGACGGAUGUUAUGGGCUUAGGACAUGGAGGUGAUGGAGCCGGGGAUCCACCACCUCCCGUAGGCUUUGGUCGUGGUCAACACGAACAUGAUGCUGAGCUCCCUAAAAAAAGAAGAGGCCUAGCAAAAAACAUUCAACUAUCAAAGAUAAUACAGACAAACAAGGGAAAACCUGUAGAUUUGGAUUUCGAUAGGGAGCUGACAAAUUCCCCUGUCGGGAACCAUGGUAAUUGGUUUACCCGUGAGAUUGGGAAGUAUAUAUGGAUGAACAUCCCUUUGAACGUAUCUGGUUGGGAUAAUGUUUCCCCCGCUUUAAGGAAUGCAAUCGUGGUUCAUUUAAAGAAUAAGUUUGAUUUAGAUAAGGUUAACUUGGAUCCCGAGCGUGCUCAGUUGUUGUAGAGCAUUGAUGCGACCUUGCAAAGAAUUUAUAGAGGCCGAAAAAAUAAAGCGCAUACUUAUUUUGAGAAUGUCGGGGGGCUUACAGAUAUCCCAAGGGCAUUAGCCAACCCCCCGAUGGUAUGUCACGUGAAAAUUGGCCGCAAGCAGUCGAGCAUUUUCAAACUCCUGAAUUUCCAAAGCGUUCGGCGUCAAACAAAGGAGUCUGUGCACAACAACAAGUUGUAAACAGAGGGGGAUCGUGCUCGUAUAGCAAUGCAUGUUUCAAAGAAGACAUCGCUCGAAUCGAAGCAUUUCGUAAGGCCAAUACUGAUCGCCAAGGGGUGUUUAGUAGUCCUGAAGUCGAGCAACAAUACAAUGCUUUACUCUUUGAGAUCAGUCAACAAACUCAAGCUUCUUCUGAAGCCAAUGGUCUAACACCAAAGGAUACACAAAAUUGUUUUGAAAAAAUAUUGGGUGUUCGAUGUGGCCAUAUCAGAGGCAUCGGACGAAAACCUUCUACGGUUGUGUCGAUGUAGGAUCAGGAACAACCACUGACACAACCACCACCACAAUCACAAGUGACAAGACUAUUUAAUUUUGGUAAUUGUU